CCCGUCCGUCCCCAUGGCAACGGGCGCGGCCAACAUGGCGGCGCCCAGCGUGUUCCUGCUGGCCGUGAGCGGCGAGAUCGAGAGCGGGCAGUUCCCUGGAUUCGAUGAUCUCUACUGCAAGUUCUGCUUCGUCUACGGCCAGGACUGGGUCCCCACCGCGGGCCUGGAGGAGGGAAUCUCCCAGAUCACCUCCAAGAGCGACGUCUCGCCCACCACGCUCGUGUGGAACCUCCCCAUCGACAUCACCUUCAAGAGCACCAACCCUUUUGGCUGGCCGCAGAUUGUGCUGAGUGUCUACGGGCCCGACUUCUUCGGGCACGACGUGGUCAGAGGUUAUGGAGCCGUUCACGUGCCCUUCACGCCUGGAAGGCACAGAAGAACCAUCGCUAUGUUUGUUCCGGAGUCCACCUCGAGGCUGCAGCAGUUUACAAGCUGGCUCACAGGGAGGCGCCCGGAAUUCACCGACCCCAGAGUUGUGGCGCAGGGAGAGGGACGAGAAGUGACGAGGGUGAGAUCCCAGGGCUUCGUCACCGUUUCCUUCAACGUCAUGACCAAGGACCUGAAGAAGUUGGGCUACGACGUGACCCCCAGUGAUCUGCAGAGCCCCUCCCUGGGGCCACCAGGGCUCCACAAGUACUGACCUGUGCCAUCAGGUGCUCAGAAGGCUCCCAGAGAAGUUCAGCACUUGGUGGCUUUUGAAGGAAAAGGUGGCGGGGGGGGAGCUGGUUAAUCUGGGAGAAUUAUUCCAAAAGAAACACAACCCCGUGAGGCUUUGGAAUAACGACCAAGGACAAUCCUUUCAGUAAGUUACACGUUUGAAGUAUUGUGUAAAUUAAUGCCAUCAGAUAAUACUUGGCAUUUUUAUGAGCAGUGUCAGACUGUCUCACAGUCUGGGACAAAGUAUUUUUAUAACAGCCUUUUGUACACUUUUUAUGUAAAUAAUGAAAUGUAAAGUUCACAGUUGUAGUUUUCCUGGGGUUAAAAAAAUAAUCGAAAACCCAGUUCUUUUUAGUAAUUUUGGGAAGGGGAGGGUUGUGGUAUAAAUGGGGAACUGAAAUUAUUGCACCUUCCAGAAACAGUCCAGAGAAACGCAUCCCCCUCUGAGCUCUUCUUUUAGGCUGAAUAAACCCAAUUGUCUACAUCUAUUUGUUUGUCUUUCUGCUGCUCAGGCCUUUUGUUCGUGCCCUAAACCAUCCAAGCUCUGCUCUUACAGGCACAGGAGAGAAAGAAGGGUGUGUUACAAUGGACUGACUAAUUGCUUAGUCAUCUUGAGAUUGGAUUUGGGGCCUGUAAGAGUCAAACCUCUUGUGUUUGACUGCAAAUCCCGGGAGGUGCCUGGGAGAGUGAGGAUACCACCCUAAGAGUGAACUACCAAGAGCUCAAACUGUAGAAACACAAGUAAUAACACACAGUGAGGAACGACAAAGCCUCCAGGACACGAAUCAACAAAGAAUCCAAUCAGAGAUUGUUCUUAUUUCAUGCUGAGCAGCGAGAUUGGAUAAGUAAUCAUUGCUGAAAACA
This is a messenger RNA of Empidonax traillii (willow flycatcher), 1521 nucleotides long. It is a transcript of the gene B9D1, whose product is annotated as B9 domain containing 1. Bases 14 to 640 code for a protein of 208 amino acids. The record is from RefSeq and is a predicted model, not a curated record. The transcript is spliced from 7 exons. Gene Ontology annotation, biological process: cilium assembly. Lineage: Eukaryota; Metazoa; Chordata; Aves; Passeriformes; Tyrannidae. Gene Ontology annotation, cellular component: MKS complex.